Saitoella complicata NRRL Y-17804 is the source of this 430-nucleotide messenger RNA. RefSeq lists its product as uncharacterized. The transcript has 2 exons. The coding region runs from base 39 to 338 and encodes 99 amino acids. The record is from RefSeq and is a predicted model, not a curated record. Lineage: Eukaryota; Fungi; Ascomycota; Saitoellomycetes; Saitoellales; Saitoellaceae.
CCUCCAUCAAACAAACAUAAGUACAAAAACAAGCGAAUAUGUCAGACUCCACAAGCCCCUCCCUCAUCCACGGCCACGCCCAAUACGCCAAAGGCGCCUUCGAAGAAACAAUCGGCUCCGUAACCGGCGCAAAAUCCUGGACCGACGCCGGCUCCCACGACAAAUCCGCCGCGAUCUCCGAAAUGAAGGCCGCGAACGACUUGGGAUCCUCCUCCCGCAUGGGCGCAGCAGGUGCUGGGACAGGGAAGGAUGCGUCGUUUUUGGGGGGGAUUGAGAAGAAGGUUGGGGAGGUUGUUGGGUGUGAGGGCAUGGUUGAGAAUGGGGAGAAGAAGCAGUAGGGGAGGGGAGUUGGGGUGUAGGAUAUUGAGUGGGGAGUGUAUGAGUAUGUGAGGUUAAUAAAAAAGCGAUAGAGAUCGCAUUUUGAGACGAC